Messenger RNA from Sphaeramia orbicularis (orbiculate cardinalfish), 864 nucleotides. RefSeq names its product sphingosine 1-phosphate receptor 3-like. Gene Ontology annotation, biological process: G protein-coupled receptor signaling pathway. Gene Ontology annotation, molecular function: G protein-coupled receptor activity. The transcript has a single exon. Bases 1 to 864 code for a protein of 287 amino acids. The record is from RefSeq and is a predicted model, not a curated record. NCBI's taxonomy places the organism in Eukaryota, Metazoa, Chordata, Actinopteri, Kurtiformes, Apogonidae. Gene Ontology annotation, cellular component: membrane.
AUGCUCCUUAACUCCACCAUUCCUCUUUCGGUGGAUUUCGACACGCCGGGGGACUUCCUCAUCUUCAUCUUCCACAUCCUCUUCGCCACCAGCGCCGCGCUCUUGGCCGGCUCCGUGGUCAUCGGUAUCUCAUGCACCCGGUCCCUGCGCGUCCAGAACCGUUUCAUAUUCAUGCUGAACACCAGCAUCAGUGACACUCUGACGGGCUUCUCCGUCUACUACCUGGGCCUGUUCGACGUCCAGGAGGGCUACCCCUCCAGAAACGGCACCUAUUACAUCUUACCGUCGUUCUUAGGGGUCAAUGUCCUGACGUUCCUGUUCGCUCAGUUUGACAGGUACUUCGCGGUGUGUCAUCCUUUCUUCUAUAACCGCUACAUCACCAGGUCUUUUGUCAUCGGCAUCUGUGCGUUUUGCUGGAUUUACACCUAUUCUAUCCUCACUGUGCAGAACAUGGUGCCGAUUUCCAAAGCGGCUCAGAUUAACGCUUUCGGGGUUAUGACUUUACAGAUCAUAGUUCUAGUGAAGGUGCUCAUGACCAUUAAGUUAUACUUCAUAGCCCGGAGCCAUCUGGUGAGAGAGGUGCCCAGCCAGGAGAGAGACAACAAGAAGGAGUCUCUGCGCAUUAUUGUGUUUGUGGUCAUCUGCUUCUUAGCUCUGUGGUGUCCGUCCUUUGUCAAUAUUAUUGUCAGGCAGUUGACGAGACGAGGUCUUAGGUUUAGGAAUGAAGCCACCAACUUGUUUGCCAUCAUGGCGCGUCUGAACGCACUGGUGACGCCGGCUCUGUACAUCUGGGGCAGCCCGGCGCUGCGUGGGGCCGUGUGGCGCAAAGUGUGGCGCAGAGUGUGUCCUGCAAAGGCGAGGUAA